Molecule: messenger RNA, 1414 nt
Organism: Medicago truncatula (barrel medic)
Lineage: Eukaryota; Viridiplantae; Streptophyta; Magnoliopsida; Fabales; Fabaceae
Exons: 5
Coding region: 76-1242 (388 amino acids)
Source: RefSeq, a predicted model, not a curated record
AUUGUGAAUAUUUGGAGACCUGGUUGAUGGUGCAGUAGAGUAGACGGCGGUAGAAGGAAGGGGUUUUGGAACGGAAUGGGAAAACGAGAGAAGCAGAAGCAGAAACACGAUAGGAGUCAACGUGGCAGAGAUUACUAUCUCCAAGACAACAAUGAAGAUGAUACUUCAACAAUGCUUUCACCCUCUCACAAUGAAGAUGAAGAUGAAAUAGAAGACGCUGCUGAUUCUGAUGCUGACAACAACGACAACAAUGAUCAACACCCAUCUCACGAUAUGCCUUCUAAAUUCCUCCUCUACCAACAAUCUGUCCAGUCUCCCAAAGGAGACAUUAGUUAUUUGCAAAAGUUCUUUCUCAUGUAUGUGGGUGGAAGGGUGCCCCUCCAUCUUCAAGAAGAUUUCUGUGGCACUGCGUUGCUUAGUGCAGAAUGGCUCCGCAGCGAUCCAAGAAAGACAGCUGUAGGAUUAGAUUUGGAUCUUGAAGCACUUAACUGGUGCCUGGAAAACAAUAUACCUAAAAUUGGGGCUGACGGGUUCUCUAGAAUAUCUCUCUUUCAUGGCAAUGUCUUACAACCUCUCCAAUCUAAACUUGUGAAAAUCGAUCCUGAGGAGCUUGUAAGGAACAUUUCACUGUCACAGAAUACAGAGAAUUUGCAGACUGAUGUAAUCGAGUCUGAUGUCCCAACAAGCUCUGCAGCUCAAGAUGAUGAGUUAACUAUGAAUAACUUUACACUGAGUGGAAGAGAUAUUGUGUGUGCUUUUAACUACAGCUGUUGUUGUCUCCAUAAACGCGCUGAACUGGUUUUGUAUUUCAAGCAUGCUCGUGAUGCCUUGUCAAAGAAAGGUGGAAUUUUUGUAAUGGAUUUAUAUGGAGGUACAUCGUCAGAGAACACGUUGAAGCUUCAGAGAAGAUUUCCUAAUUUUACGUACGUAUGGGAGCAAGCUGAAUUUGAUAUAAUUCAACGGAAAACAAGGAUUAGCCUCCAUUUUCAUCUGAAAAAGGAAAAGAGAAAAAUUCGUCAUGCAUUUUCAUACAGCUGGCGGCUGUGGACAUUGCCUGAGAUCAGAGAUUGUUUAGAAGAGGCUGGAUUUCGGGCCGUUCACUUUUGGGUUAGAGAGAUGCCAGACUCCACUGAAAUUACAAGAACUGAGGGAUUUGGUGUGGGAAAGGAUAUAAAAUAUGAAGAGGCAACAAGUUUUCAGCAACAAGAUUCUUGGAAUGCUUACAUAGUUGGUGUAGCAUAGAUUCUUAGGAUGUUAAACUUAGUUUCUGCUGCUUUAUUUCUGUCAUAAUAACUAGAAGACAACACUUGCAUUGAUCAGUUUCUUUGCUUGUAACAUACUUUUCUUUCUUUAAUAUUUUAUUUUAAAUUGGAUUAUGAAGCAUACCAAGCUAUUAGAGUUGCAUUCAUAUUAA